Molecule: messenger RNA, 3318 nt
Organism: Australozyma saopauloensis
Lineage: Eukaryota; Fungi; Ascomycota; Pichiomycetes; Serinales; Metschnikowiaceae
Gene: VAS1
Product: valine--tRNA ligase
Exons: 1
Coding region: 1-3318 (1105 amino acids)
Biological process (GO): valyl-tRNA aminoacylation
Cellular component (GO): cytosol
Molecular function (GO): ATP binding; aminoacyl-tRNA deacylase activity; valine-tRNA ligase activity
Source: RefSeq, a predicted model, not a curated record
AUGGCCAAACUUGAACCUGCACUGUUGGCUGCAAAUCUGGCGAGGUACAGGUCUGAGCGUCAAAUUUUCAAUGUGACUAUGGUAUCUACCAGGCUCCUUCUUCCUAGAUUAAGACCAAGUUACACAUUCCGCCCCGUUAUCAAUACCUUCAUAACACGCGCAAUGUCUGAUUUGAAAGCCGAGUCUCAGGCCGCUGCCGCCGCCGCCGUAGACGCACCUCCAAAGGAGAAAACCGCCAAAGAAAUCGAGAAAGAGAAGAAAAAGGCAGAGAAGAUGGCCAAAUUCUUGGCCAAGAAGCAAAAGCAAGACGCCGACGCCAAGAACAAAAAGCCCGCCGAGCCCAAGCCAAAGAAGGAGAAGAAGGUCGCUGAGCCUGUUCCUGAAUGGGUUGACGAGACCAAACCUGGAGAGAAGAAGAUUCUUGCUUCUUUGGAAGAUCCUGCUUUCAAGGCCUACAACCCUAAGAAUGUCGAGAGCUCGUGGUACUCGUGGUGGGAACAACAAAAGUUUUUCGAGCCUAAGUUGGAGAAUGGCGAGAUUAGUAAAGAGGGCGCUUUCACCAUCCCUGCUCCUCCUCCUAAUGUGACCGGUGUGCUUCACAUUGGACAUGCAUUGACGUUUGCCAUCCAAGAUAGUUUAAUUCGUUAUAACCGUAUGAAGGGUAAGACUACGUUGUACGUUCCUGGCUUCGACCACGCCGGUAUCUCCACCCAGUCUGUUGUCGAGAAGCAAAUCUGGAAGGCCGAGAAGAAGACCAGACACGACUUUGGCAGAGAGAAGUUCUUGGAGAAGGUUUGGGAGUGGAAGGAAGACUACCACGGACGUAUCAAGUCCCAGGUCAAGAGAAUGGGUGCCUCGUUCGACUGGAGCAAGGAGGCCUUCACUUUGAACCCAGAGCUUUCUGCUGCCGUCACCGAGGCUUUCGUUAGAUUGCACGAGGACGGUACCAUUUACAGAGCCAGCAGAUUGGUCAACUGGUCCACCAAAUUGAACACCGCCAUUUCCAACUUGGAGGUUGACAACAAGAACGUCUCCGGCCGUACCCUUCUCAGUGUGCCUGACUACGACGAGAAGAUUGAGUUUGGUUUGUUGACCUCUUACUCCUACAGGGUCGUUGGCUCCGACGAAAAGGUCACUGUUGCUACUACUAGACCUGAGACUGUCUUCGGUGACACCGGUGUUGCCGUCCACCCAGACGACUCUCGUUACACCCACUUGCACGGCAAGUUUGUGCAGCACCCAUUCUUGGAUCGUCAAAUUCCAAUUGUCUUGGACAAAGAGGCCGUCGACAUGACCUUCGGUACUGGUGCUGUUAAGAUUACCCCAGCUCACGACAACAACGAUUACAACACCGGUAAGAGACACAACUUGGAGUUCAUCAACAUCUUCACUGAUGACGGUUUGUUGAACGAGAACUGUGGUCCUGAGUGGCAGGGUGUCAAGAGAUUCGAUGCCAGAGCCAAGGUCAUCGAGAAGUUGAAGGAGCUUGACUUGUAUGUUGACCAAAAGGACAACGAAAUGACUAUCCCAACCUGUUCCAGAUCUGGUGAUAUCAUUGAGCCUUUGUUGAAGCCUCAAUGGUGGGUUAGACAAGAUGAGAUGGCUCAAGAGGCCAUCAAGGCUGUCAAGAGCGGAGAGGUCACCAUUACUCCUAAGACUUCUGAGAGAGAGUACUUCCACUGGAUGGAGAACAUCCAAGAUUGGUGUAUUUCCAGACAAUUGUGGUGGGGUCACAGAUGCCCUGUCUACUUCGUUGUCAUUGAGAACCAAGAGAACGACAGAUUGGACAACAACUACUGGGUCUCCGGUAGAACUUAUGAGGAGGCUUUGACUAAGGCCAAUGCCAAGUUCCCAGAUGUCAAGUUCACUUUGGAGCAAGAUGAGGAUGUCUUGGACACCUGGUUUUCGUCUGGUUUGUGGUCCAUCUCUACUUUGGGCUGGCCAAACAACACUCAAGACUUGAAGCUUUACGCUCCAUUCUCCAUGUUGGAGACUGGAUGGGAUAUCUUGUUCUUCUGGGUGUCUCGUAUGAUCUUGUUGACCUUGAAAUUGACCGGUAAGGUUCCUUUCAAGGAGGUCUUCUGCCACUCCUUGGUCAGAGACGCUCAAGGUCGUAAGAUGUCCAAGUCUUUGGGUAAUGUUAUCGACCCAUUGGAUGUCAUCAACGGUAUCUCUUUGCUGUCCUUGCACGACAAAUUGAAGAUCGGUAACUUGGACCCUAAGGAGAUCGAGAAGGCUUCCGCCGGCCAAAAGGCUUCCUACCCUAACGGUAUUCCUGAGUGUGGUACUGAUGCUUUGAGAUUCGCUUUGUGUGCUUACACCACCGGUGGUAGAGACAUCAACUUGGACAUCUUGCGUGUCGAAGGUUACAGAAAGUUCUGUAACAAGAUUUACCAAGCCACCAAAUUCGUUUUGGGUAAGUUGGGCGAGGGCUACCAACCACCAGUCUCUUCUCAAAAGUCUGGCAACGAGAGCUUGGUCGAGAAAUGGAUUUUGCACAAGUUGACUGUUGCCUCUCGCGAGGUCAACGAGCACUUGGACAAGCGUGAGUUCUCCGAGGCCACUACCGCCGUGUACAACUUCUGGUACGACUUGUGUGAUGUCUACAUCGAGAACUCGAAGUCCUUGAUCCAAAACGGCAAUGAGACCCAGAGCAAGUCUGCUCAAGACACCUUGUACACCUGUAUUGACUCUGCCUUGAGAAUGAUCCACCCAUUCAUGCCAUUCCUUACCGAGGAGAUGUGGCAAAGAUUGCCACGUAGAGCAGGCGAGACUGUUCCAUCUAUCACAAUCGCUCCUUACCCAACCUACGAUGCUGGGUUUGACGACGUUGCCUCUUACGAGGGCUACGAGUUGGUGUUGAACAUCACCAAGGGCGCCAGAUCUUUGUUGUCGCAAUACAACAUCUUGAAGAAUGGCCAGGUCUACGUUGAGUCUACUGAUGCUACUGUCAGAGAGGUGUGCAAGAACCAGAAGGAGUCGAUCAUCUCCUUGAUGAAGGGUGUUGAGGACAUCCACGUUCUCGAAAGCGGUGAGCCAGUUCCAAGUGGAUGUGCUUUGAACGGUAUCAGUGCCACCACUAAUGUUCAUGUGAUGGUCAAGGGUCAAAUUGACAUUGACGCCGAAAUCGCCAAGGUUGAGAAGAAGUUGGCCAACCUUAAGGAGAUGCAAGCCAAGACCGCCGACUCCAUCUCCAAGUUCACCGAGAAGACCAAGCCAGAGGCCAAGGAGGCUGCUUUCAAGAGAGCAGAGAACUUGAACGCCGAGGCCGAGGGUUACAACCAGACCAUUGCCAUUUUGGAGAAGUUGAAGCUUUAA